Molecule: messenger RNA, 849 nt
Organism: Hypanus sabinus (Atlantic stingray)
Lineage: Eukaryota; Metazoa; Chordata; Chondrichthyes; Myliobatiformes; Dasyatidae
Product: tetraspanin-1-like
Exons: 7
Coding region: 20-742 (240 amino acids)
Cellular component (GO): membrane
Source: RefSeq, a predicted model, not a curated record
ACAAAGCACAAGCAAAAAGAUGUCGUUCUACAAAUUUUUGAAGAUGGCAAUGUUUGCUGUCAAUUUCAUCAUCUUUGUCGGAGGUGCCGCUAUAAUGGGCGUAGGGAUCUGGAUUAAAGUGGAUGGUGGAUCCUUCUUUGCAGUCCUGGAGCACAUGUCAUCAUCUCUGAAGGUGGUAGCUAAUGUCGGAUAUCUCUGCAUUGCACUAGGGGCCUUUUUAAUGGUCAUUGGCUUCCUGGGAUGCUGUGGUGCAAUGAAAGAAAACAAGUGCAUGCUAAUGAUAUUUUUCUUGGUAAUCCUGGUGAUCUUCUUGGCUCAGCUUGUGGCUGUCGUGGUUAUCCUGGCAUUUUCUGGCUUGGCAGACAUCUUUAUGAGCUAUAUUGCAAUGUGGCUCAAGGAUUUCUUUAAAAACGAUUAUGGUAAAAUUCAGGAGUUGACUGAUAUAUUUGAUGCUUUGAUGCUCCAGUUUAAGUGUUGUGGAAUAAGUGGUCACACUGAUUUUUUAAACUCAUAUUUCCUCAACACCACUGGAAAAUUUCCCAAAGCUUGCUGCUCCAAUAUGAUUACUUGCAUCCUUCCAGGAACUGCUCAGGGUUGCUAUCAAGUACUCCUAAACUUCCUGAAGAACAACACCGUAAUACUUGGUAUCAUUGCCCUGGUGAUCGCGGUACUUGAGAUGGGGGCAAUGGCAUCAUCCAUGAUAAUGUACUGCCAGAUCGGUAAAAUGUCAAACGUUGCUUGAGAAUGGAGAAAACUGUGUUUGCAACACCAUUUAGUUUAUGGUUUCUUCCUCCUUUUGAUUGCUUUUAUGUAAAGAGAAAUCAUUGCUAAUAAAUGAAAGCUUUUCAA